Daucus carota subsp. sativus is the source of this 2091-nucleotide messenger RNA. Its product is annotated as zeta-carotene desaturase, chloroplastic/chromoplastic. Gene Ontology annotation, molecular function: 9,9'-di-cis-zeta-carotene desaturase activity. Lineage: Eukaryota; Viridiplantae; Streptophyta; Magnoliopsida; Apiales; Apiaceae. Gene Ontology annotation, biological process: carotene biosynthetic process; carotenoid biosynthetic process. The record is from RefSeq and is marked provisional. Gene Ontology annotation, cellular component: chloroplast.
AACUCUUAUCAUCGACAAAAAUUUGAGUUCUCAGUAUCUUCUUAUUUUCACUCUCUUUGAUUCCUUCUUUCAAUUCUCUUUUAUUUCUUCUGCCUUCCACCCCUUCUAAUUUUAUACUUACACACACACACUCACUGUUUGUUUCUUUCUCUCUGAAAAUGGCCGCCGCGGCUUCGUCUUUGUAUUUUCCGGCCACUUUCACCGCUGAUUCUCCCGCUUUCUCGUUCUCCGCUCGGCGACCCUUUAAGCCCAAGAGGAUGAUGAUGCUUGUUCGCUCCGAUUUGGAUCAAAAUGUUUCCGACAUGAGCUCCAAUGCUCCGAAAGGGUUAUUUCCACCGGAACCUCAACUUUAUCGAGGACCGAAGCUAAAAGUGGCUAUUAUAGGAGCUGGGCUUGCGGGAAUGUCUACUGCUGUUGAGCUUCUAGAUCAGGGCCACGAGGUGGAUAUAUAUGAAUCAAGGCCUUUUAUUGGUGGGAAAGUGGGUUCUUUCACUGAUAAACGCGGAAAUCAUAUAGAAAUGGGUCUUCAUGUAUUCUUCGGUUGCUACAAUAAUCUUUUCCGUCUCUUGAAAAAGGUUGGGGCUGAUAAAAAUCUUCUUGUGAAGGAGCAUACUCACACUUUUGUAAACAAAGGGGGUGAAAUUGGUGAGCUUGAUUUUCGUUUCCCAGUUGGAGCACCAUUACACGGAAUAAAUGCAUUUCUGACUACCAAUCAGCUCAAGACUUAUGAUAAAGCAAGAAAUGCUGUAGCCCUUGCCCUUAGUCCAGUUGUGCGGGCACUUGUUGAUCCAGAUGGCGCAAUGAAGGACAUACGAAAUCUGGAUAACAUAAGCUUUUCUGAAUGGUUCUUGUCUAAAGGGGGAACGCGAAAGAGUAUUCAGAGAAUGUGGGAUCCUGUUGCUUAUGCUCUCGGGUUUAUUGACUGUGAUAACAUGAGUGCUCGUUGUAUGCUCACGAUUUUCUCAUUGUUUGCCACUAAAACAGAAGCAUCCCUUUUGCGCAUGCUUAAAGGUUCUCCAGAUACUUAUUUAAGUGGGCCCAUUCGAGACUACAUUACACAGAAGGGGGGCAGGUUCCAUCUCAGGUGGGGAUGCCGAGAGAUUCUUUAUGAAAAAUCUAGUGAUGGACAGACAUACAUUUCAGGCAUUGCCAUGUCCAAGGCAACUCAAAAGAAAAUCGUAAAAGCAGAUGCCUACGUCGCAGCAUGCGAUGUCCCUGGAAUCAAAAGAUUAUUACCCCCACAGUGGAGAGAGUCGGAGUUCUUCGACAAUAUCUACAAACUAGUUGGUGUUCCUGUUGUCACAGUACAACUUAGAUACAACGGCUGGGUUACAGAGAUGCAGGAUCUAGAAAAGUCAAGGCAACUGAGGCAAGCAGCGGGAUUGGAUAAUCUCCUUUAUACCCCAGAUGCAGAUUUCUCUUGUUUUGCUGACUUAGCACUUGCAUCUCCAGAAGAUUACUAUCUUGAGGGUCAAGGCUCGUUACUCCAAUGUGUGCUCACCCCCGGCGAUCCCUACAUGCCUUUACCAAAUGAUCAAAUCAUAGAGAGAGUUACCAAGCAGGUUUUGACUUUGUUCCCAUCCUCUCAAGGCCUGGAAGUUACAUGGUCAUCAGUUGUGAAGAUUGCGCAGUCAUUAUACCGUGAGGGGCCUGGUAAAGAUCCUUUUAGACCUGAUCAGAAGACCCCUGUGGGAAACUUUUUCCUUGCUGGCUCAUAUACGAAGCAGGAUUAUAUAGACAGUAUGGAAGGUGCAACUCUUUCAGGUAGGCAAGCUUCUGCCUACAUUUGUGAUGCUGGAGAAGAAUUGGCGACCUUGCGAAAAACAAUUGCUUCAAUCGACUCCAACACACCUACAGAAGCUGAGUUAACCCUUGUCUGAUGCACUACGUUAUAGCUGUAUUCGGACCACUAGAAGGUGAUCAUACACAUGUAUGUACUUUCUUACAGUUGAAUUGUGCCAUGAGAACCUAAUGGAACGUCAAUGUUGUAUUCUAGGAUGUCUUGGCGAUCAUUAGUUUUCUUUGGCUCAGUCUCGAGGUUAUAUAUAAAGAUAAAGGACAUCUUGUUCCAAGGGAUACGUUUACUUGGUU